Messenger RNA from Ambispora leptoticha, 5244 nucleotides. Lineage: Eukaryota; Fungi; Glomeromycota; Glomeromycetes; Archaeosporales; Ambisporaceae. The record is from the annotation of a GenBank genome assembly.
AUGAAUGAAUCAUUUCUCGAUACAUUCGGGUCCAAUCGUCGCGAGCGUGAAGAACGAGAAAGGCGUGACGAGCGCUUUAGGCGUGAGCGAGAUGACCGCCCAUAUUUUCGGGAAGAACAUUCUCCUCAGCAAAAUGCACGAAACAGCAUGUUCCCUAGGAAUACUCAUAGACAACGAACUCCGAUUGACUAUGAGGACAUGGAUAGAAUUCCACUGGGUGGAAGCAACAUGACCUUUGGUGAACGUCGAAUUCCUGGAAAUGCAUUAUUGCGAAAUAAUAAUCCAGAAUUAGGAUCAAAUGAAAUGGCUUUUUCAUCUAAUGAUCGUGAACGAAAAUAUGGUGAAAGAUAUAUUGCACCAAGAGAACCUCGUUUCCGCCCAAUGAAUAAUUCACCCUUUAAUCCAAACCAAAAUAUCGGUGGACACCAAAGUCAGCAUGAAAUGUAUUAUCAUCGUGAAAGAGAAUAUCCUAGACAUAACAGAUAUCGAGAUUGGGAUGGCAAAGAGGAAAUGUAUCGAAGGUCUAACAAUUAUAAUGAUAAGAGCAGAGAUGAAUUUAUCGAUUAUCGUUAUGAUAGGAAUCUAUCUCGAGAUAAUUCCGCAGAUUCUGAAAAAUUAUCAUUGGCUGCUAGGCAUAAUCACUGGAGAGCUUCGCGUCGGGAUAGGAGAUCACCAUCAUCAUCUACCCGUUCUACCCGUUCUAGUAGAUCACCUCCAACACAUCGUAGAAUUAGGUCAAAUUCUAUUUCUCGUUCAUUGAGUCCUCAAAAUAGGUCUGUUAAUGCAAUCUCUAGAGAGUCAUCACCACGUAAACACGAUUUGGAUAGAUUCUCUUCAAAACGUCCGCUGAAAUUUUCUAUCACAAAACUUCCGGAAAAAAAUCACGAAUUUGAUGACAAUUCAAAACAGGGAACAGAAGACGGAUAUGAUGAUGUACCUGAUGCGGUCAGCGUGGAUGACUUGAAUAAUGAAUCAUCUAUAGUCCCAUCGCGUGCUCUAGCUACGCAUGAAGAAGCAGAUUACGAGACACGAGUUAAUUUCAAGAAUUCUACAGAAGAAGAAUUAGCAUCAGGUGGUGAAAAUUCAUCUUUGCCGCAAAAACCAAAGAAUAGUGAUCGAGGGGGGUGGACUGGAUGGCACAGCAUUGAAGGUGGUUCCUCAACAAAUGCACCUGACGGAAGACAAAAUGAAGAAUCGAAUGGGAUGGAUAAUGUUAGUGAAAAAUCCUUAGAUAUGGAUUUAAGUCCAAAUGAAGAAAAAUCAGACAUUUAUCCUGAACAAUUUCAUAAAGAGGCGUCAAUUGAAAAGAACGAUCCGAUCAAUGACAAACCUCCUUUACAGCUUGAUGUCGAAGAAACUAUAGUGAAAGCGACUAUAGCUUCGACUUCAGAAUCACUUAAUCAGCAAAUCAAACCUCCACCUAAAAGUGUCGAAGGAAAAGAAAAUCACAUAAAAAAUGAUAAUAUAUCUGGAAUUGAAGCACAAAAUUAUCCAGUUACUACUUCAGUGGACGAUAAUGAAAAUGAAGAAGGAGAAAUUACCUCAGAAAGGAAUGAGUCACCGGAAAUAUCUUUUGGAUUUCCAAGGCCUGAAGAUGCUUCUGAUGAGGAAACAACAAGUAUUCGUGAAGAUCUUGAGCAAAUGAUUGAAGAUGUAGAAGAUAAAAUUUCAAAAUAUGAAGAAUUUUUAGAGACAAUUCAGCGCCAGAAAACAAUCAUUGAAAGGAAAAAGUCUCAAUUCAAAGUUAAUAAUAAUAAAUCAACAGAGAAAGCCAACGGAAAUGCUGCUUCCACGAAUAGAAAUAUCAAUGAUGAAAAUAAUAUUCAAUCAAUUGAUAGGCCUAUAUCAUCAUCAGCUAGAUUAUCCCAUAGUUGCCAUUUAGGAGUGGCAAUGAAUGAGAAUUCGAGAAAUCAAAAUAAUCACGUUCAAGAUGAUGCUUCUACUGAUGGCUCAAAAGCAUUAAACAAACAAAAAUUAUCUCUAUGGGAACUAAUAUAUCAGGAAAACCGUUUAAUCUCUGAAAAAAAUGAAUUAUCCUCUGCACCACCUCGCCAGGUUUAUAAUAUUUUAUUAGAAUAUCCCAUAUUCAAAAAAACUAUUGAAGACAAAGCAUUUUAUGAGUUUUAUAUAACCCAAAAUAUAAUCGCGAAAAAACUUGACCUGGAAGAAAAAGAAAAAGCGCUUAAAAAUCAAUACAAAAUGUUGUACGAAAGUUGGGUUCAGAAAAAUGAAAAACUUGAAAAGCUUGCUGGAAAAAAGAAGAAACCAGAAAAACUCGAAGUUAUUGCUGGACCUUCUUCCGAAGAAACAGCUGGUGGUAAUAAUAGAUCGUUAGCGGGAAGAGCAUACCGUCGAGGUGAUGCUGCACGAUCGGAGGCCGAAUUAAAAGAAAUAAUUAAAGAUCUUGAGGCUGCUGAAUUACGUAAUCCUGAAUUACGUGCACGUAGAACCCUGGCCACUAUACCUUCUAUGAUUCUCGACAUUUUUGAAUUAGAAACUUUGAUCUUUGAUGAUAGUAAUAGGAUAGUCGUGGACCCCACAGAAUUUUACGAAAUUAAACGUGACACGUUAUCCGAUUGGAAGCCCGAAGAAAUUGAAAAAUUCAAAAAUGCAUACUCGGAGUAUCCGAAACAAUUCGGGAAAAUAGCUGACUUGAUUUCAAGCAAAACUACCAACCAAUGUGUUGAAUUCUAUUAUCUCAAUAAAAAGAAAUUAAUUGAUUUCAAAGCCUUGGUAUCGGCAAAGGGAAACACGAAAAAACGAAAAGGACCAGGACGACGAAGAGCAACAAAUGGAACUACUACUUCUCCGCCUACUCCAGAGCAACCAAAUACUCGCAAAAGGAAUAAAGGAUCUGCUUUGACCGAUGAUAUUGGCAAAGCAUCAAGUUCCCGUAGGAAGAAUAAAGAGAAAGAGGAAAUUCAAAAGUUGGAAGAACAACAAGAGCUUGACACCGCAGAAAGGGACAUUCUUGAAACAGAACCAUCUUCAGCACAAAUAGAGGAACAAUAUGCUGACAAUGACCGAGAGACAUCAAUAAUAAUACCGAAAUCGCCUUUGUCUCAUCAAGGAAAACAAACUUCGUCUUCUCUACGAGAAACUAACGAAACCGAAUCUCAACAAAUUACAUAUAAAAAAAGUAAUGAGUGGCAGGAAGAUGAAAUCCUUCUUUUCUUAACCGCAUUUGAAAAAUAUGGCAACAACCUUGAUGAAGUUGCUUCCAGUUUGGAGAAGCCCAAAGAAGAAUGCGAGAGAUUUUAUAUUUGUGAGUAUCUGUCUAGUCAAGUUUCUACAAAUAAUGUAGAGAAUGAAAACACUGUAAAUGAAACGAUAGUUAUGCCUUCAUCACCUCCUAAUAUCGAAGAAGAAGAAGAAGCUACAACGACAAAAAAAUCGAAGAACAUUAAACCUAGAAAAAAAGUAAAAGCACAAGAAGAAGAUAAUGAAAAAGGGAAAAAAAGAAAAGGAGGACGUGCAAAAAAAGUUGCGGAUGAUGAAGAUGAAAUUGAUGAGGUUGUUGCAACGUCAUCUAUUGUAAAUGAAGGAGUUGCAAGGCGAGUAUCAAGAAGUGAGGAUAAGGGUACGACUCCUCGUCAUUCGUCAUAUUGGUCUGUAAAAGAAAAAACGUCUUUCCAGGAGUUAGUGAAAUCUUACGGAAAGAAUUUUGAAUUGAUAUCACAAAAAUUGGGGACAAAAACACCUCAUCAAGUCCGAAAUUAUUCCAAUAAAAUAAAUGAAGAAUCGGGAGCUACUGAUAAAAAUGAACUACAAAUUGAAAUUCACGAAGAUUCGGUAAUAAAUACGCCAGAGACCAUUAUCAAUGAUAAUACCCAAGAAUCAUCCGAAUCUAAUAUCGAGCAAGGUCAGUCCCAAAAAUCUCCGCAACAAUUAAAUUUACCUCCAACUGGAUAUUUUGAAAGAAAUCAAAAAUCGCCUAUUAUUUCAUCUGAUCUACAACCAAAUACACAAUCGCCUGUAACUGCUACGAUAACUCCCACAUCAUCCUCUACAUCACCUACCAACCCGCCAAUUACACAUACCGAAUGUUCGUCGAUGUUAAACAAAAACAAUAAUUCUUCUCAACCGGAAAGGAAAGAGGAAAUAAGAAAUAUAAAUUCAGAAGCAAUCAUUGAAAGAUCACCUCAACAAGGAAAAAGAACAAUUUUUGAUUUAUUGAAUCCUACUGAUACUGAGACGAUGGAUGCCACUAGUGAUAAUUGGUUUGAUGGCAGUAAUGCUGCUGAAGAAAAAUCAUCGACUAGUCGGAGAAAUAGUCAAAAGUUGGAUAUUCGAGUCACUGAGGAAAAUCCGAGUGUCAAUAGAUCUAAUGGUCCUGAAAUUCCAUCGAUUGCUGCCAAUCAAAGUACUUCAGUUGUUUCCCAUCCUCCGCCAAACCAAGCCUCUCCCGUCAUGACUGCAAACUUGAACCAUACAACACCAAAUUUAUCAUCUCCACGGCAAAGGACACCGUCUAUGCCUACAAUUGAUGAAACAAGAAUGCUUCCGCAUCAACAACGACCAUUGAUGCAGAUGCGAAACCAACAACAAUCUCAGCAACCACCCCCACAACAGCGACGAAGUUUACCAUCAAAUAUAGUUUACAGUCAGCAUCAUCCUAUAUACAAUAAUAUAACUCAACAACAAUUAAAUCAACAACACUUGUUAGUUCAACAACAAAUGAUUGGACCAAAUUCAUCCUCGCAAUUAUUAUCGACACAACAACCUCCACUUCAACAAAUAAUGUUGACACAACAACCAAACAGACGUAAAUCAUUAUCACAAUCUACGCAGCAACAACUACUACUUAAUCAACAGACUAACGCGCAAAACACAUCAUCAACUCAAACAUUGGUAUAUCCACCAAAUCUGCAUGGGAUAUAUCGACCUACUCCCUUUAUUGGUAAUAAUUCUUCGUCAAGAAAUGAGAUUUUCAAUAAUAAUGGACAAUUAAUAGCAAGUCAUAAUAUGCAAAAUUUUCAAGGUCAACAACGGCAAUCUACUAUCCAAAACCAGCCGUUACUUUAUAAUCCUGCAGCAAUUUCACGUCCAUCUAGUCAGGAAGUCAUCAACGCUAUUCGUCAUUCUUCAACAAUGGGUAGCCACGAUAUUCCUUUAAGUCCAAUGAUCACCAAUAUUUAUGAACAGCAAUCGCAAGUACAUUGGGAUCAAACUAUUAAUACUAAGCCAAACCUAAUUUUGGAUCUCGAGGAUAGUUUAGGAUUCCAAGAUAAUAUUAAUUGUUAA